This is a messenger RNA of Lepidothrix coronata (blue-crowned manakin), 4091 nucleotides long. RefSeq names its product SID1 transmembrane family member 1 (gene SIDT1). The record is from RefSeq and is a predicted model, not a curated record. Gene Ontology annotation, cellular component: membrane. The coding region runs from base 197 to 2275 and encodes 692 amino acids. The transcript has 24 exons. Lineage: Eukaryota; Metazoa; Chordata; Aves; Passeriformes; Pipridae.
CGAGAACCUCCGAUAUCCUGUGCUGUUUGUAGUUCGCCAGCAGAAGGGAGUACUGUCAUGGCAGGUCCCGUUAAUUUUUCGAGGCCUCUAUCAGAGGACCUACAACUACCAAGAAGUGAGUCGCACCCUCUGUCCCUCGGAGCCGACACCUGAAACAAGACCCUCUGACCAGAUUAUAUUUGUGGAUGUUGCUUCCAUGGCACCAUUUAACAUUGCCUAUGAGCUGCUAGUCACCAGGCUCAAGAACUUCCAACUUGAGACCAACAGAGCCUUUAACUUCACUGCCAGCCCUUCCCAGCCCCAGUAUUUUCUGUACAAAUUUCCUCAGGAUGUCGAUUCAGUCAUUAUUAAUGUGGUGUCUGAUGCAGCGUACCCAUGCUCGGUUGUCUCCGUCCAGGAUAUUGUGUGCCCAGUGUAUGACCUGGACCAUAAUGUGGAGUUCAACGGUGUUUACCAGUCUAUGACUAAGCAAGCAGCCAUAACAGUGCAGAGAAAGGACUUCCCAGGUGAGCAGUUCUUCGUUGUGUUCGUCAUCAAGCCGGAGGAUUAUGCCUGUGGGGGUUCUGUGCCUUCUUCAAUUCAUGGGAAUGCCAACCGUACCUGGAACCUGCAGCGGACAAAGAGCCUUCAAGUGACGAUUGUGCCCUCUAUUAAAAAGUCCGUUUAUGUCCAGGCCAUGUUCUUCAGCUUCCUGGGUUUCCUCUCCUUUUACCUGGGCUCAGUGGUUGUUGCUUUUGUGCACUACAUUAGGGUUCAAAGGAAGGCUUCUGCUGGGAGAUUGAGUCCCGAGCAUGGAUCUGGGAUUAUGACUUCUUCACACCCCAUCUCAGCCAGCACUCCUGAGGGAAGCAGCUAUGGUGCUAUUGAUGAGUCAAGCUCCAGUGGUGGACGUCAGAUGUCCUCCCCUGAGCACAGGCCACCAGCUGGUUCUGACACAGACAGCUCUGUGGAGGAGGAGAGUGACUUCGACACCAUGCCAGAAAUUGAAAGUGAUAAGAACAUCAUCCGCACCAAGGUGUUCCUCUAUCUAUCAGACUUGUCUAGGAAGGACCGAAGGAUUGUCAGCAAAAAGUACAAAAUCUAUUUCUGGAACAUCAUCACCAUUGCAGUGUUUUAUGCCCUGCCGGUCAUCCAGCUUGUCAUCACUUACCAGACGGUAGUAAAUGUGACUGGCAAUCAGGACAUCUGCUACUACAACUUUCUGUGUGCUCAUCCCCUUGGGGUGCUGAGUGCCUUCAACAACAUCCUCAGCAAUGUGGGCCACAUGAUGCUGGGCUUUCUCUUCCUCCUCAUUGUGUUGCGCAGGGACAUUCUCCACCGUCGGGCCAUGGAGAUGAAAGAUAUCUAUACCCUGGACUAUGGGAUCCCAAAGCAUUUUGGUCUCUUUUAUGCUAUGGGCAUCGCUCUGAUGAUGGAAGGGGUGCUCAGCGCCUGUUAUCACGUCUGCCCUAAUUACUCCAAUUUCCAGUUUGACACCUCCUUCAUGUACAUGAUCGCAGGACUGUGCAUGCUCAAGCUCUACCAGACCCGCCACCCAGACAUCAAUGCCAGUGCCUACUCUGCCUAUGCCUCGUUUGCUGUGGUGAUCUGUCUGGCUGUCCUUGGAGUGGUGUUUGGGAAAAAUGACAUGUGGUUUUGGGUUGUUUUCUCAAUAAUCCAUGUUUUGGCCUCGUUGGCUCUCAGCACCCAGAUCUACUACAUGGGCCGCUUCAAGAUGGAUGGCCCUGACUCAGACCUGGGCAUAUUUCGACGAGCAGUGAUGGUGCUAUACACAGACUGUAUCCAGCAGUGCAGUCGACCAAUGUACAUGGACAGGAUGGUGCUGCUCAUUGUUGGAAACCUGGUCAACUGGUCCUUUGCUAUCUUUGGGCUCGUGUAUCGGCCCAGAGACUUUGCCUCCUACAUACUGGGCAUCUUCAUCUGUAACCUGCUGCUGUAUCUGGCUUUCUACAUCAUCAUGAAGCUCCGCAGCUCUGAGAAGCUCCUGCCCAUCCCCAUGUUCUGCAUUGUGGCCACAGCAGUGGUGUGGGCAGCUGCCCUCUACUUCUUCUUCCAGACCCUCAGCAGCUGGGAGGAGACUCCAGCAGAGUCCCGGGAAAAGAACCGGCCAUGCAUCCUGCUGGGUUUCUUUGAUGACCAUGAUGUCUGGCACUUCCUCUCUGCAGCUGCCUUGUUCUUCUCCUUUCUGGUGAGUCUUGCUGAGUCUCCCACUCUGCUGUAUGGCCUUACCCUCUCCUCUUCCACCUUGCCCCUCUCCAUCCACAUGGACCUGUGACUGCUCCAGGACCCCACAGAGGUGCCCAAACUCCUCUUCUUGGCUCUAUCUCCAGACAUCCUUUACAGUGGGAUGCUCUUUGUCAGAGGGAUCAGGUUUUCUCCUUUGCCUUAUUUAUCUCCCUAUGCCUCUUGGCCUCAAAUUCCCUUUGGGGCUGUGGGUCACACAGCUGUUGUGGGACAGCUGAGGGGCUGCUGCUGUGACCAGUGAAUCAUGGAUUUGGGAAGACCUCCCAGGAAAUCAAGACCUGAAGGUCUGAAAGGUAGAGCUGCCUGGCCAGCAAGACCUGAAUCUGCCUUGUACUUUCUUCCUCAGGUCCUGCUGACCCUGGAUGAUGACCUGGAUACGGUGCGCAGGGACAAGAUCCCGGUGUUCUGAGUCCCCAGGGGACAGGGGUGCAGGGGCGUCCCAAACUGCUCAGCCAAAGGCACUGGGCCAUUGGUAUCUGUGGGGAAUGAGCCUGCUUCCGUGGCCAACAACACAGUAGGAGCAGGGGAGCUGGAUCCCACAGCAGGCAUGAAGGGGUGCUGUGGUAACUGAGGCAGGACCAGAAGGGAAGACGACGUUUACUCCUUUUGCACCGCAUCCACUGGGGCAGGCAUGACCCAGCAGCCAAGGCCAGUGCACAGCCCUCUGGCUCACAGGUGCAGUGGGUGCUGGAGCCAGUGAGGGGGGAGGAAACAGGAGGGAGGUGUGUUUGAGACCUUUGCUUCCCUUCCUUCCUGCUGAUGUGCUCUGCUUCCUCUCUGGUGAGCAGGCUUGAGAAGUGCAAUGCUGCUCCUCCUGCAUUGGGAGCUGAUGCCUGUACCCUGCAGGCUGCUGCCCUCAGAGAGUCUCUUCAGCAGCACAGGGAGAGCAUUUGGUUCCUGUCCUGCAGCCACCAAGGGAGCAAAGGACUCCAAACUGAGGUGGCAGUGGGGGGACAGUUUUCUUUUCUUCAUUUUGUUGGAGAGACUCCUCUAGUAGCUGGUGGGGAGCCAUGGGAACAAGACUGUGGUGUUGGAGGGAGAUGGUGGACUUAGAGCUGCUCAUGUGUGCUCUGCCAGAGCCUCCCACCUUGCUCCUGAAGGCUCUCACUCACUUCUUUUGAACAGCCACACUUCCUCUGGCAGCUCCGGUGCUGGCUCUUGUCAGCGUGAUGGUCUCUCAGGGCACUAGAAGUGCUGUCCUCAAGCAAACCUAAAAGAGAUGGCGCAGCAAAGCCACAACCUUGCAUGCUGGGCAGCUCUUUGGCAGCCCCUUGGCUCCUGCUGCCUGCCUUGCCAAAGGGGCAAGGUGGAAGAGGCAUGUCGUCCAGCAACCUCAGACUUUCUCCUUCAAUGAAUCUGUUUUGGAGAACUUGGCAAAGCAGGUUCCCUUAUGGACCGGGAGUGUGGAAGAGGUUUGGGGACAGUUGGGGUUGAGCUCUUUAGCUAAAGAUCUGGGCCAAACUUUCUUGUCAAACUUUGCUGCAUCUGAAAUAAGUUUUUAAAUGGCUUCUGCGUUGUUUCUGAUUUCUUGGUUAUUUAAAAAACAAGAAUUAUUUCAGACCUUGCAUCUAAAUAUGGGACCUGUUUUGCUAAUUUUGAAUUAAAAAGUGUUCUUUCAGGCCUGCUGUCCUUAUUCUUGCCAUUGUCUGAGCAUUUUUGCUUCAGUGUAUGUGCAUGUACCCAGUGAUGCGAAGGUUUCAUUCCACUUCUGCUUACUAAAGCAAACACUCUGGUAACGUUUUACUCUGAGAGUCUGUAUCUCCUUGAAAAGUUUUGCACCAGCUGAUUUUUAUUUUUUUCUAAGUUGGAGAUUGUCAAGACUGUCAAUAAAAUGAGUGUUCCUGGUU